GGCAACACAGGAUACAGACUCCACGACUCAUAUCGUAUGUUCAACCAGAGUCAGAGUGAGGAAACAGCAUGUCAGGGAAGGAAGCGCAGAAGCUGAUGGGAAAGCACACUUUGCUCCCACUAUUCAGAGCUUUCUUCUGAGUCCUGUAACUGGUCUUAGGUAGAUUUGAAUGUUUUCUUUUUUAAAUAUAGGCUAACAUUAGUUUAGGUAGAACAAAAAAGAAACAGGUUAAGGACUUAAAAGAGGAGUGGAAGUGAACAGAUUCAAGAUCUGCAGAGAGAGGGUAUAAAUCAGGAGGAAAUUCUUGAAAUUCUCCACGUCUGCUGUCGCCGUCCAACUGCAGGAGCUUGGGGUGUCUGGGUUGCCAUACGGAUACGCAUCCAAGACAAUGAGUCUGUCACGAAAUGGGACGCUGGAGAAGACGGUGUCUGAUCACGGCCAUUCUGAAGCUCGCUCCUUUUCCAGAGCGGGGUCAGGGGUCGUGGUGCCGCCUCCUUACUCUCUGGGUGGCAGUGAAGCUGCAGACGGCCCCCUGGAGCUUAGGGGUUCUCUAGACUGCUGGGCCUGCUCUGUGCUGGUGACUGUACAGAAUCUCAUCAUCGCCCUCAUCAACGGCACACUGGCCAGUGUCAUCUUUGGCGUCAUCCUAACUCCUGCUCUGGUCAUGAUCAUAUUUGGCUUUCUCUGCCAUUCCACAGUGCAGCCCCAUGGAACAUCUUUGUACUGCUCAGACCUGCUGGAUGACACUAGCUGCGUGGCUCUGCUGGUUGUUGGCUUUUUGCUGUUGACACCUCUGCUGGUGCUGGCGCUUGCCGCCUACUGCCGCCUGGCUCGGCACCUUCAGCUCGGCAUGUGCUUCAUCCCCUACAGCCGAGCCGUCUACAAGAACCUGCCCACCUCACGCCAGCGGGGGCCCAGUGCUGGAAGCUGCUGUGGCCAAAAUGAAGGGAAAGAAAGUGAUAGGAAGGGCAGUGUUUGGGUUUAGGGGAUGAAGAUGUAGAUCAGUGAUGUUAUUCUGAGAGAAAGCGUAAUUGAAAACCCCAAAUAUCUCAUCUUUUGUAUUGUUACUUUGUUAUUGUUGAGAGUUUUUUGUAUUUGCAGCGUUGCUUUGGUAGACUGUUUAUGGAAAGAAUUUUACUACUGUUUUACAAUAAAAUCAACAUUUAUCUGCACUGAGUUUUAUACAAUGUCUAGGCAUUACGUUAAUGCAAACAGUUUACGAGUUGACGAGCUUGAAUUCAAGCAUAAUCUUACAGAUAAAAUACAGCAUGUUUUUUACUGAUUUCACAAAACUGCUUGAUCAAAACACCAUUUGGAUUAUUUGCUAACCAUAGAUCAGUCCAGUCCUGUGUUUAUUUUAACCCAACAGGGUUAGGUUAUAGGUUUGACAGGACAUCAAACCAAUUAACAGUUUAAAGUAUUUACUGUAGGUUAAGAAAAGAGUAAGAAUAACACACAAAAAAAUUGAAUAGUUAUUUGUAAACUGUUCUCAUCCAACUGCAUUAGAAGUAACUACAAUUAAUGAACAUAAAGGAAAGAAGCACAAAAAAUGGACUUUUGGAGUGUUAAAUAUCAGUAACAAAAUUCAUAUUCAUAUUCUACCUACAGAUUAGGAACUAUAGAAAUAUUUUAUUUAGUACUUUUUUUUAUUUUUCAUUUUGGUAUUUGCUCAUGGCACAACCACAAAUUUCUGUUUAUUAGUUUAAAAUUUACUAACACUUGUAUUUAUCUUUUCUAGGUAAUACUGUUACAGAAGAAAGUCCUCCUAUAGCAAUAUGCUGUUGCCACUGCCAUAUUUUUAAACUGGAUAUGGUGUGUACCAGGGGAUGUGCAAUUCUAGUUUAUCCUACUAAACGUUUGGUUUUGCAUAUUGACCAGGAGGCUCAGUUUUUUUUUUUUCUCAUCCUACCAGAUCAUCCCUUUUCAUAUAUAUUUGCUUUCUGUAGUAACAUUUCCCCACCCGUACAGUAUAGUGGAUUUAUACCAGAGUUACCAUAGCAAGGUUUUACCUUGAUUUAUACUUUCAUUGUAUCUAUAACCAUUAUUUUGUCAUUUUUAAUGUGGUUUAUGUGUAAAGAAUAAUAACAUUGACAGAAGCUAUUAUUCCUUUAUGUAUGCCUGGCACAACAUAUUACAGCAUUGACUUUUGUGGUUGCAACAUGGGAAAAGUAAAACAAAAAGAUGUAUAUACCAAAGAUGAAGGGAUGUGGAUACUUUUGCCAGGCAUUGUUUUUUUGUUUGUUUUUUUUAAUUAUUUUUUUUAUCCCACACAGAAAUAAAAUAAUUUUUAUUACUAACCACAAUGAAAUGAUUCUUAGAAAAAAAGAUACUGUUUUCAAAUCCAUAGAAAAGGUAUUAGACCACAUGAUCUGCUAAAGACCAGGAGGGACUUGCAGAGGCACAUUUGUGGUGUG
Molecule: messenger RNA, 2414 nt
Organism: Cyprinodon variegatus (sheepshead minnow)
Lineage: Eukaryota; Metazoa; Chordata; Actinopteri; Cyprinodontiformes; Cyprinodontidae
Gene: tmem88a
Product: transmembrane protein 88-like
Exons: 3
Coding region: 389-985 (198 amino acids)
Cellular component (GO): plasma membrane
Molecular function (GO): PDZ domain binding
Source: RefSeq, a predicted model, not a curated record